AUGCGACUGGUAGAUCUCCUGCUGGUUCUGUUGUUUGAGGGAAGAUGUGCAUUGCCCAAGUCCUGUGUCAGUAUUCCCAAGGGAGGGAUUGCCAGUCUACGAAGGUUUGACAGGUCACAUGAGAAUUCACACAGACAGCUUAUUGAUUGCAUCAGAAGUAAGGACACAGAUGCAGUCAUAGAUGCUAUUGAAAAUGGUAAGAUUACCUUAAUUUGUAUAAUUUUGUUAAACUUCUUUUAGCGGAAAGUCUUGUGCAGCCAAUUGCCGAAACCUGAAGGCUCUUUGUGCUUUCUAAGUGACAUGUGUUACACAGAAAAUGUUUGUUUGAGCCAGUUGUUCUUUAAUGUUUGAGGAAGCAAUCAUUCUCUCCAAGUUUCAGUGCAAGUCUAGAAAGCUUGUAACCCUUUAAAAUCCAAAAGUGAUAAUGAGUACAGAAGAUUCCCCUGACACUCCCUCUAAAUUUUUGACAUUAUUGGUCAUGUCUUAUUGUGCCAGUCAUUCCAUGAGGAACAUUUAUGCUGAUGAUUGAGAUCAUACUGCCUGAAGUUAAUGUACAUUUUAGCAAUUUGUUUAAAGGAAGUGAAUUUUUGUUGUACUUUUAUGUUUGACUCUAGAUUUCUAAAGCAGAUCUGUUUGUGAAAUUGCUUUGUGCUGGGACUUAUAUGUAGGGUUGCAUAUUUUUAAACUGCAGGUGGAUUUGAGGUGAACUUUAUGGAUGAUGUUGGACAGACACUUCUCAACUGGGCCUCAGCAUUUGGAACAUUAGAGAUGGUAGGUUACUUGCAGCUUUACAGGUUUGAGAAUGUUUUUCUGGGUAUUUUUAAUAAGCACUGGCUGUACAUGUAUUGUUUAUUUUGUCACAUGGGUGGUAUUAAAAAAAUUUGUUAGUUCUCAACAAGAAAUCGAACCAUAGACAUUUAGAUUUUUCUUGUAAUACUCAACCACUGAGCUAUAGAGACCCUAGUAGUGAACUACAGUAAGCCUUAUGCUAGCCUCAAAUGCAACAAAUGUCCCACUAAUUACUAUCAGGAUCAGAAAAUUUAAAAAAUGCAUAUUUUCAUCAAAAUAGUGUGGCCCUUACUUGAAACAAGACUAAAAUGUUAACAAAGCAAGAAGUUCCAUCAGACUUUCAUGUGCAUUCUGCAGUCAUUACAUAUGCAUUUUGCAAACUUGAUUACUGACCAUAGGACACCUUACCAGGAUUACUUGCAGUUUUGUAACUGUUAUCAACAUUAUCAUUUAGGUGGAAUAUCUUUGUGAGCGAGGAGCAGAUGUCAAUAGAGGUCAGAGGUCAUCAUCUCUACAUUACGCUGCUUGCUUUGGUAGACCUGCUGUUGCAAAGGUGAUCUACAUGUACAUGAACUGCCUGCAUAUUGAUACUGAUGGGCCAAAUCCCUAAUGCAUAGUGCAACUGGUAGUAUUUCUCCACAAAGAACUAAAAACAACCUUUUUUCACAAACUGAAAAUGAAAUUGCGUCAUUACAUACACAGGGAAAUUUUUUUUUUACUCAGGGAUGGGUAAGAGAAGGAUAAAAAUUGUUGUUCGUGACAGCAAUAUCAUGACAAAAUGAGCAAAUGUUUUUUGGCAUGACAGGAGACUGCAGGCAGACUGAAUCAGGUGGUACAAACUUCAUCUAACAUUGGCCCUUGAUGGGGUCUCAUCUAUCAGAUUGGAAGACAUCUCACAUUGUUGGGAUAUAUUUUUCCUAGGGGACACUUAAGUCUUUCCAUUUGGUCAUUACUUUCAAUUCCAGAUGCAAUCUAUAGUUGAGUAGCCUUAUCUGUAGUAACUUUGCUGGUUUUGUCAUUUUUUAAGACUCUGCUAAGGCAUGGUGCUAAUCCUGACCUUAGAGAUGAAGAUGGUAAAACUCCAAUGGAUAAAGCAAGAGAGCGAAAUGACGAAGGCCACAGGGAAGUUGUACAUAUUCUACAAUCACCAGGUAUUGUAUUUUUUUCUGCUCUGAGAUUUGAAGAUUUUCCCCAAACCAGUUUUUCGUCCAUUUUUACUGGUCUAUUUUGCAGGAGUAGAUCCUUUCUUCAAAAAAUUCAGCAAGCUCCUUGAACCUCAGAACUCUAAUCUUGCGACAAAAUUCCAAAAUCAAAAUACUUAAAGUAAUCCUCAGUCUCAAAGCUUGAUUCUUGACUUUGAAACGUUUAAGAAAUUGGGAUCAAGUUUCAAGUCAAGAAUGUCAAUUUACUCUCAAUUGGUUCUGUCGCAACAAUUCUUCCCUAUUUUGUGACCUUAUGUAAGUAAACUUUCAAAGUUUAAAGGGGGUAAGUUUCUUAAGAAAGUGUGGUGCUGCGUCGGUGGGAGAGUAUAACAAGGUAAUUUGGUAUCAUAAACUAAGUUGAUAACGUAAAUUGGCCACGGUUAGGAGUUUCAAAGCUGACGUUUCAAGCGAUAGCCCUUCGUCAGAGCAAAUGACGACUUAAAUCGUCCUAACGGUGGCCGAUUUACGUUAUCAACUCAGUUGAUAAUACCAAAUUACCUAGUUUCAAAGUGUAAGACUUAUAGCACUGCUUUACUACACCCUUUCACUCCCAAGAUCUCAUUAGUAAUUCUCCUCAUUGUCUUCUUUACGAAUCUUGUGAUGUUAGUUCUGAGAAUGUAAUAUUGGAUCAAUUAAUAAUCUCAUAACCGAUAUUUUCCUUUAUUCUCAUCACUUGUCGGCUCGAUAUUGUAUCGAUAUUGUAAGGAGAAAUUCUGUCUUGGUCACUUAUGGGAGUAUAAGGGUUAAGAGGCAUGCUCAUCACUGAUGGUUUUUUUUAUAGGUGAAUGGAUGGUUCCUGUGGGAAGUAGUUCCACUCCUUCCCCUGCACCGGAACAACCAACAGCCAGUCAAGAACCCGCCAGUGCUGAGGAGGAAGAAAAGAAAGAAGAGCCAGAGGAAGUGAAAGGAGAUCCAGAAAUGGCGCCGGUCUACCUUAAAAACCUCCUGCCAUUGUUUGCUAAAAACUACAAGGAGACGAUGAUGCCCAGCAUUAGGAAGGCAACUUUAGCUUUGAUGCGAAAAAUGAUCCAUUAUGCAUCACAAGCUCAGCUGGAAGAGCUGUCACAAAAUUCAACAUUUGCCUCAGUUAUUGUGGAAGUAUUGUCAGUGGUCUUGGAUCAUGAGGUGAGAAUAACCUUGUAUUGUAUCACUUGACUAGUUUUGUGCUUCAUUAAAUUGAUUCUACUCAUAAUUAGCUCGGAUGAAAUAAUAUCUGAGUCUUAAAAGAUUAAAUAAUGCUACAUUUUGGUGUCGAUAAAUGCACCCCAAACUCUAAUGAGCUACUCCAAGGAGGGAAAAACGUGAAGUGAGCUUUUGAUUAGACUGGUUGUGUGCAUCAACGACGCAGGUUGAACCAUACGCGUACAUCAAGUAACUAUCAAAUCUGGUGUCAUUAUCAAAUAGUAUGAUUUUCCGUAUUUUCGGCAACAGCUUAAGAGAUGGAAAGGCAAAGUAAUUACAGUUGUAAUUGCGCCAUAAUUCACCUUUUUUCUGUUACCUCCACAGGAUGACGAUGAUGGCCAUUUAACAGGUCUGCAGAUCAUAGAGGAUUUGUUAGAGAAGUGCCAGGAAACAUACAUCAGCCACUUGGCUCGUCUUGGAGUCAUCAGCCACGUGACCGAGCUGGCGGGACCAAUGCAGGAGGUGGAAACAGUGCAAGAGGAACCAACAGUGAAAGAAAAUGAAGAGGAGACUGAGAAAAAGGUAUGGGGCAGUUAUGAGCGGAGGCUAGUCUCAGAAUGGUGAGGGGUCUGGAGUCAAGCCUGUUGAAUUCCUGGCCAUACAAUUUCCCCUCACAGUGCUUCUCUCCAUCAAGGAGUGUGAAUGGGUACUGGCCAGCAAGCUGUUAACCCUUUACACGCUAACAUCAGUAUGUAAAUUCUCCGUAUUGUUCUCUAUGCAUUUCCUAAUGUGCUGACAAGGAGAAUUUGUUCAAUAAUCAAGAACUUCUUUAGUUGGUGAUCAUUUCCUUUAUUCUCGUGAACUUCAUGUUUGAUUCAGGGGUGAUAUUGUAUGGAGAAAUUAGAUGCUAGUCACUCUGAGGGAUCAAAGACUUAAGCCGGGAAAGUUGGGAAAUUUUCGUGGGUCUACCUGUAAUGAAAUAACAUUCCAUCAAAGAGGGAUGGAAACUAAUUGCUAUUAUGCCUUAUACUAAUCGAGACACUGCACAACUCGGUUUUAACAUUCACACCACUAAAGUACUCGAUGGCGCAAUGUCCAAACUUUCCAUAAAUUUGUGCCCGUCGAAGAUACUUAUUUCGAUUGUUCUAACCGAGGCAAAAUGUCAUUUUAGGGUGAGGACACAGUUCAAGAAGAUGCCAGCGACGUUGAACAAGGCAAGCCCUAUCAUUGGCACGACUGGUGUAUUGUGCGCAGCCGCGAUUGUCUCUAUCUUUGGAAUGAGUCAUGUGCGUUGGAGCUUUCUAAUGGCAGUAAUGGCUGGUUCCGCUUUAUUUUGGAUGGAAAACUUGCAACGAUGUAUUCAAGCGGAAGUCCAGAGGGAGGAUCGGACUCAUCUGGUAAGGGUUCGUCGCACCCCGCAUUCAGAUUACGAGCAGUCUCCCCCUUUUGGCGAAGUUCGUCGCGCGAGUCAAAAUGCAGCAAAAAACACAUAUUGAUGUUAUUGCGCCGCGCGGAACCCUGCGAGUGACCCGCGCUGUACAUUUUUUUGGCGGUCGGAGAUGACUUCGAGUUCUUGUACAAGUAGGGGAACUUAAACAAGGAAGGAAAAUUAAUUUCACAUCCUUUAUUGCGGCAUAUGGUUGAGAUACAGGUCUCUUAACGCAAUGGAAAAAUUGCACGGAAUUAUACCUCAUCUUGAUAUCUUUCUGUGAAAAAAGGGACUGAAACACUUUUAGAACUGAAGAAAAAGUUUUCUCGUGCAUACUCCUUGUUAAGUUUUCUCAUUAGGAUUAAGGUUAUUAAGUGUUGCAGCUUUUUUGCGGGACUUUAAUGCUUCAAGCCAAACAGUUUCCUUUUUUUUUCUAACUUAUCGGGGAAAAUUUAGAGCUCUUCUUUCAGGAAUGCAUGUGUAAGUCUAUCGUUGUUAGUUAGUUCUGGAGUUUUUUUUAAAAAAAUCUUCCUUUUGUAGAGAGCAGAGGAGAAUUCCUUGAAAAACUUCAGAGAGCCCGAGGCCAGGUGAAGCUCGGGACACCAAGCCAGCCACUUCUGUCUUCACCAAGCUCCACUCGACUCUCUGUGGGUAACUGGUCGCUGACUUGUACGAAAGACAAAGAAGUAUCUGUACACAAUGCCGAUGGACAACAAGCGACUAUACUCCGUGAAGAUCUUGCAGGCUUUGUUUUUGAGUCAAACAGGGGCACAAAACACACCUUCAAUGCCGAGACCUCCUUGGGGCCUGAGUUCGCUGCUGGUUGGAUGGGAAAGAGAGGGAAGCGGUUUGUGUCGAAGGUCGAGGCUCAGAAGCUGAAGAUCCGGAAUUUGGCAGCUGAGAUUCAGGAGAAAUAUCUCCUGGCUGCACAAGCCACACCUCGUGAAGUUGUGGCCAAGUUACAGGAAAUUGUCUCGCAGCUGCAUUCAGCGUGUUUAUCGCAAGAAAAUCUUACCAAGGUAGGCUUAGUGAGUUUUAGUUGAUACGCCUGAAUGCAGAUAAAAUGAUUGUUUGGAGUGCCUGUGAGACGAUUGAAGUGUUAUUCUCGUACUUAAUCAAUUCCAAAUUUACUUUUACCCUUGAACUCUCAGAGAGAAUACUAAAAGUUGUUAUCUUGAUCGAGCGCAAAAUUAUCAUAACUAAGUUACAAGGACAUGUUUAUUAGUUAGAGGGGGGAGUUAAACAUUAGACCGUGCGAGUUGAAGGGUUGAGCGAAAAUGCGCCGUGCCAAUUACUGCACUUCAAUUUCAGAAGUUAGUCCGAUAUUUUGGUAAAAAUAAUUUUAUUUCCUUAUUUUAAUCUAGGCGAGUGUUCAGGAUCAGGCAAUUAACCCUCACAGUGCGUCUAUCCAUCUAGGAGUAGAAAUGAGUAAAAGCAGUAUGCCAGGGAUUCGGGAAAAAAUGCCGCGGUUGGGGGGUAGGGGUGGUGGGGAUAACUGUGAUAUCCCAGCAUCCCGGGAAGUAGUAGUAGUCUUUAUGCUACAAAAACCUCAAUAAUUAUGUUAUGAAAUUUAUGUAUGUAGACUGAAUCUUUAUUCUUUAACUUUUUAUCGAUAGGGAGGGGAUGGGAAAGAAUCUUGGAGAGAAGAAAUGUUUACUGCGCUGAAAGGCCUUCUGCAAGUACUACAGGACGACGCCACUGUUUCAUCGUACGAGCUACAAUCAACAGGACUGGUCACAGCCCUUCUACGCUGUCUUCACCAGGUAGCAUACAUCGUACAAUAGCUAUAUUUAUUCAGUUUUCGUAUGUAGAGCAAUUUUCACAGCGGUAAAUUACUCAACGUACAGUAGCCUCUAUACUGAUUGUUGUUUAAGCCUCCGUAUGACCUACGCAAGUUAAGACCGUGUGCGACUGGAUUAAGGUGUUGCUUCUUUAUGACUUUGCUCUCUUUUCUCGUUCGUCAGGGAAAUCUACUUGUCCAGAGCUGUCAUCAAUCUUUUUGCUUUUCUGUACAAGUACUGUAACCUGGUGUUUAUUUAAUUCUUGUUUAUCAUCUUUCAGAGUGGUAAAACUGUGCCCUCCGACAACGAAAAUGCCAACAACCGGGCAGCGGAAUGCAUCGCUGAAAGAAUAGAAGUAUUCAAGUCAGCUUUUGGAGAAACAGAAGAGCAAUUGAACGAAGAAAAGUACGUGGAUAGAUUAAUGAUCAAGGUUUACCUUUCUUUGAAAUCACCUAAAAUACAAAUCAUCUGAUUUUGCCUUACAAUUUUUGUUUGUGACGUAUCUUUGCAGUACUGAUGAAGCUUCAUCUGCAACGAUCCUUGUGAAGAAGCUAGUGGCUGUCUUAGAGUCGACAGAGAAGCUGCCUCUUUUGACUUACGAAUGCCCAGGAUCUGGUCUUCAGGUGUGUUAAAGUUAUAGCUGUGAACUGUCAGCAGACUACGAGUUGUCCCUUAUUUUCGGAGAAGUCCGUCGCACGAGUCCUGCAGUGCAUCGACGUCAACUUUUUUUCGCUGAUUUUUUGCACUCGCGCGACAGACUUCGUCGAAGGGAAGAGAAUUCUCGUAGUCUAAACUUUAAGAUGCAACAAGCCUAACCUACCCUAGUGUUAUGAGGUUGUCAAGAAAUAAAAAGAGUUUAACCCAAAGAUCGCGGUAGGAAAGCUAAUUGAUGACAUAAAUAUGUUUCGUUUAUGUAACGAGAGGGAAGUACUUCCGCUAAAAUUUUACUUCAAACUAUAUUUGCUAGUCAAAAAGAGGUUAGGGGAUACAGAACUCUGCCGUGAUUUAAAUUAGGUCUUGCCAGAAGUACAUUGAAAAAUAACACAGGAAUCAAAUACAGAUAAAGCUUUGGUUUAAAUACCUUCGCUCUCAACUUAUUUUGCUUGAUUUUGCUUCUCAGGUGCUCGCAAGGCGUUUAAGAUUCCAGUUAGAACGAGCGCCAGGAGAGAGUUCUCUAAUUGAUAGAACAGGAAGAACUUUAAAGAUGGAACCACUAACAACUGUGGGAGAUUUAGAACGAUAUCUUUUGAAAAUGGUGAGACUAUGUAUGCGUACGGAUUAUACUUGUGGCAGCCUCCCCUCCCUCAACUGUAAACGCAACUUUCACACAACUACAUCGUCUUUGUUUGACAUUUGGUGACUUGCAUUCUUCCGUGUUUUUUUUCUUUUUUGACACUCCAUCAAAAGUGCUCUUUCUUUCGUUUCCUCAGGUUGCUAAGCAAUGGUAUGACCACGACAGAAGCACCUUUAACUUUGUACGUCUCCUCAAAGGAGGAAACAAGACCAGCUUCACUCACAUGCAGGAUUUUGACGAGAACGGUAUCCUUUACUGGCUUGGUACUAACGGAAAGUCCACUCCUGACUGGGUUAACCCUGGUUCAGUUGGGAUCGUGGCAGUCAGUACUUCAGAGGGGAGAGGACUGCCUUAUGGAAAGGUCGAGGACAUCCUGAGUAGGGAUGCUGCAGCGCUCAACUGUCACACCAACGAUGACAAGUAAGUCGUGUUGCGAGGAGCAUUCGCUGCCCUUGUUGUUAGGAUGUGUGAAUACUUAGUGAUAGAGAAAAAAAGGACUUUUGAAAUUUACAGUUGGAAGUCUUCCCUUUGGGGUACUCUUGUGACUGUUUCAUAGUCAAUUAUCUCAGCUCGCAAAUGUUUCUGGCAGGAUACCGAAAAUUAUCCGAUUUUAGUGCGCAUCGGAACGCAAAUCCCUCAGACAGCUGCAGUUUCUGACGUUGACUGUUUUUUUUCCCACAGAAAUGCCUGGUUUGCCAUUGAUCUAGGCGUUUGGUUUAGACCAACCUGUUAUACACUCAGGCAUGCGCGUGGAUAUGGAAGGUGAGUUUCUUGAUUCUCUGCGGUGACGUGCUCAUUACAGUUAAUCUGGACAAGAAUGAACUAUCUUUUUUAACUUCAAAUUUAUCGCUGUACUAUUUAGAACAUCACAAUGCUUCGGUAAUUUAACAUAAUUGCCUUCGUUCAAGAAGUCAUAAUCGGAUAAAGUGAAUAGAAACUUGAGUUAAAGUAAGCACUCAAGGGCAAGCGGGAAGAAGUACUUAUAACCCUUGAACUCCUAUAAGUGACCAAGAAAUAAUUUCUCCCUACAAUUUCAAUACAGUAUCACGCAGACAAGUGAUGAGAAUAAUGAGACCUAUCAAUUAGGUGAUCAUUAGUCCACCCAAUGCCAAAUUCUCCAAACUAACAUCUUAAGAAUUGCUUGGCACUCAGUGAGGAGAAUUACCAGUUCGAUCUGAUGAGGAAUUCUGCUCAGUUUGUCGGAAUGUCAGUCACUGCUACCGACAACAGUCCCUCCCAGGACUUCUCUUAUCCCAAUGAUAAGUCCACACGCUCAAAUGUUACGUCACGGUUCAAACUGUUUAUUGUCAGGACAGAAUUUGUUUUAAAAGUUGAGAACUUCAAGGUUUUAGUUUUGAAUGAGUUAAUGACAAAUUAUAUAUACCUGGAUAAAUCGAUUCUUAGGUCUGCUCUUCGCAACUGGCUUUUCCAAGUGAGCAAGGAUGGAAAGACUUGGACAACACUCUAUACUCAUACAGAUGAUAACUCGCUGAAUGAACCCGGGUAUGAAAUCUUCCUCACUGGGAAUUUAUUGUGAACUGUCUCUCGUUUUACGCUCGUGCGUGUGUGUUAUUUUAGACCAAGAGCAGUGGCUCCUUUUCAGCAAAUUCCGUCGCAUAAUUCAAAGAAAAAAACAGCCAAAAAAAUUGACGAUAGUGCCAGAACUCUGGGAGUGAAUAUUGUAAAAAGCAAAACCGAGGUAAUCGGUUUUGCUUUUUAACAGCCAAUCAGAGAAAUGAAAACAUCUUAAAGAGCCAAUGGAAACUCGAAGUGAAAACAAUCCAACUUCCGAAAAUGCGGGAAAACAUGGAGAGAGUGACCAAUCACAGAGCGAAGUUAAGCAAAAGCAAACAAAAAAAUUCCGGAUUACUUUCGACACUCAAUUGGAAAAUUGCUCUAACUUCAGGUGUAGGUUUUUAGGUAGAGAGGAAAACUAGAGAUCCUGAAAAAAAAAACUUUCGAAGCGAAGGAGAGUUCCAACAUGCGAAGCCAGUUCCCUAGAAUGGAACCCAGACCACGAGGAUCAAGGAGAAUGAUCUCACUACUACGCUAUCCUCGAUCCCGUAAAUAGUAAUGAAAUAAUAAAUAAGUUCUGAUGUUACCUUUACUCAUUUUCUUUGGAUCAAGACAGAUGCCUUAACUCCCCUUCUAUCAACAGGUCAACAGCUUCCUGGCCGCUGGAGCCUCCGUCUGACCAAGAAGGAUGGAGACACGUUCGUUUGCAACAAGCUGGCAAAAAUGCCAGUGGUCAGACGCAUUAUCUGUCCUUAUCGGGAUUUGAAGUGUACGGAACAGUAAUGACGGCCGUUGAAGAACCGCUGGGUGAGUCGCAGUGGAAGAGCUCAUGCCCUUUCACUUCCAAAAUUUCUCCUCGCACUAUCAAUAAAGUAUCAAGCAAGUUGCUUUUUCAAAUAAAAUGUAUUGCUUUUCUAAAUAGAGUGUACUGCCUUUUUGCAGCUCCAGAGUUGUCUUCUUCCAAGAGUGGUACAGCUGGUGAGAAACUUGCUAAGUCACUGAAGCCCAGCUGGUCUCUGAGUCCAGGCAAGGCUGCGAGAGAGGUGGAAGCCGCCUUACGUCGUCAGCGCCGCCUCAUUCGCUCCCAGAUGCUGAAGCAUUUGAAUGUGGGUAGCAAAGUGGUCCGAGGGGUGGACUGGAAGUGGAAAGACCAGGAUGGAAGUCCCCCCGGCGAGGGCCUGGUUACAGGGGAGCUGCAGAACGGUAACGGUGAUAACAGAUUUUUUUGCUUUUCUAGGGAAGGGAGGGUGGAGAAGUGUGGGAAAGGGAAGGGAGGGGGAGAUUAUGAAUAGUGAUUCGAAUGAAUGCAGGGGUUUCAAUAAACCCUUUUUGAUAAACAGAUGGUAAAUUAGGCGGCUGCAAUCAAAAAGGGGCCGCAAGGUGAAACUUAAAUAGAGAGCCUGCAUGCUGACUAAAUAGAUCGCGUAGACCCUGGUAACUGGCUUUUAAUGAAACCUCUGUGUGUGUCUAUUGAGAUGUAAUAUUAAGAAGCUUAAAGUUUUCUGAUUUUGAUAGACCCUUUAGACUUUUGAAUGAAGGAAUGGCGACCAAGAUCUUGUCGAUGAUAAUUAGAAAUUAGGAAGAUCGAGGUGCUCAUUACGAAUGCGAGAAAGUUGACUUUGUCUUUCUAUGGUCUCAUAUGUGUGCCGGACAAUGUGUUAAGAUUCUUGGAGAAAAUACCCUACCAAUCAAAAUCUAUAUCAAAAUUCUCGACUUUGAUUGGUUACCACCAGCCUAUUUGCACUAAUAGGACUGCGCGUGUUGCGCUUAUAAUUGGACAGUGUUAUGGACAUUGUAUGCGUCAUGCCUGUGUAAUUAGACAGCAUGCAUCAUGUACGGUCGCCUUUGACGCGCAUUUCGCCGAGUUAAGUGUUGUUCAUAUGAAAACUUAUAACUUGGUGGCUAGUUUUUUUUCUCAAAUUUUUUACUAGUUUUGAAUAAUUGGUAACAGGAAGUCGUGUCACCCAAUCCUGUCUGUAAUCAUACUCGUAAUAAAUAAAUCGUACAUCCCACUUCUCGGUCUGAUUUUGUUUAUCACUCGUGUGAUAGCUGACCGUAUUGGACUCCACUCAGUCCUGUUACCAUUACUACUCACUUCUAGGUGUGAAAGGGAUAAAAGAUGAACAUUUACAUUCUUUUGAAGUGGAAUCAUUCUAUUUUAGGUUGGGUGGAAGUAGCUUGGACUAACGGCACCUCAAACUCUUAUCGCAUGGGAGCCGAUGGAAAGUUCGACUUACGCGUGGUAGAGACAGGUCUCUCAACAGAAGCUUCAGGAGAGCCCUCGUCCUCAGCCCGAAGCGAUAAAGGACAAUAUGAGGAGGGACCCUCGAUCGAGGAAGCCGAAGUCGAGUCGCUAGAGAAACGUCAGGAGGAAAGUUCCUUGACGUCCCAAAGUGACGAGGUGUCAAGCAUGGCCCUAGUUGAAGCUGUUCGUGUUGAGGAGAUCCCCGAUGAAGGUGUUUUUACUUCAGAAGAUGUUAUUGAAACUUCAGGGAACACGCUGGUGGUGUUGGAGACAACAGACAGUACGGAGAUAGUGCCCAGUGCUGAUGAACCCAAAGAGUCCGUUGGAGAGGUUCAAGAGAUUACUGAAGAGGAGGGUGUGGUUACUGAACCUUUGAACUCUGUUACGGAGACAGCUUCUAGUUCUAAGACGGCAUCUGUUAAUAUUUCUGUGGCGGAGACUGCGAGGAGGUAAAAACGUUCAUUAAGAAGAGCCCGGGAUAGCUAGAGUUUGGGAUAGAUUUACAGCAUGCUUAUUGCAAAAUCGAAGAUUGAACGUUUCUUCUGAAUUCUCAUGUAGAUCUAAAGGAAAUCUAAUAAUCUAGAUAUCUUCACCUCAUUGUACAAAAGGCCGAAAGGUGUAGGCAAAGAUGUGUUUAGAAACUCAGUCUUCAAGUUGUCUGUCUAGUAACGCAUGCUAUGCUGUCUAGUGACGCAUACUAUGCUACAACCUGUGGUCCAUAAAAAUGUGUUUCAAAAUAUUCUUAUCUUCAAGCUCUGAGUGAGUGUAUAGCUACGGAUCGAUCCAUUUUAUGAACCCUUAAGAUUCCAUGAUCUGAAUAUCAAUUCUCCCCUUUAGCUGCUGAGUAAUUCCUUGUUAGUUAGUGGAAAGAAUUUGGUGUUACAUCUCUUUAAGCUGCUGAGUAAUUCCUUACUGAUACGUGGAAAGAAGUUGGUGUUACAUCAAGAUGAUAACAAUCAGUUUUUGCGUUUUUCCAUCCUGAUCAGUUUUCUUGAUAAGUAAUGGCGAUUGAGAGGAAAGGCUAUUUUUUGAUCGUUCUUGGGAGUAAAGUCUUGUCCCUCAAAGCUCCAUAGUCAACAUAUAAAUUCUCGUCGUUAGUAUCAGUUAUUUUCCUCCGAUACAUUUCGUAAGCAUUCGUUGAAGAUCAGGCAAAGUUUCUUUGAUGACCAUUUCCCUGAUUCUCCUGACCUGUACUCCUGAUAAUGAACGGAUUUUAUGAAGAGAAAGUUUUCUUCUGAUUACUCUUACAGCUCAAAGAGUUAACAACGUCUGUUUCCUUACAGAUUACUGAGCUCAGCUGUAUCUGAGGCUAACUCAGCAGCCAGCAGCCUCUCCCGGGCCUCUGACUUGGACAUGUACGUGGCUAUGAGAGGUUCAGGGCUGUUGACAGGACUUGAGGAUGAUUAUGACCUUCCUGAACCCGACGAUGAUGAUGACGACGACGAUGACGAUGAUGACGAUGACGAGAAUGAUGAGGAGAAUGAAGAUGAUUAUGAAGUGAGUGGAUUAAUAAGUCUUUGUUGACAGGAUCAACGUUACCACCUUUGAAAUAGUUUGGACAACGGAGAAAAAUAUCCUGAUGCACUUUGACCCUUAAGAGCAACUUGCAUCUAAUUUCUCCCAACAAUAUUACUCCUAAAUCUCAUGUUAAGGUCAAAAGAAUGAAGAAAAUAAUCACCAGCUAAUGAAGCCUUUGAUUAUUAGACAAAUUCUCCUCGUCAAAACCUGAAGACAUGUAUAGAGAACAGUAUGAAGAAUGUACAUACUAAUGUUAGGGUGUAGAGGGUUCUCACAAGGGGGAAAUGCUCCAAAGUGGUGGCAGUAAAACUGAAAGGAACGAGACCCUUUCGCCUCAAGAUCUCAUCAGUAAUUAUCCUCUUUGUUUGCCAUACAAUUCUUUUAAUUUUAGUUCAGAGAACUUGGCACUAGAUCAACUAAUAAUCUCCUAAUAACUAUUUUUCAUUAUUCUCAUAAUCAGUUGCUUGACACUAUAUUGAUAUGGGAAGGAGAAAUUUUGUCGUGGUCACUCAUGGGAGUGGUUCAUGGCUCAUGACAAAAGUUUCCACUUAACAGCUCAUUUUACUUUGCGUGUUUGAAUAAAGUUCACCGUUGCUCAUUUGCACAACUUUUAUUCCAGUGGUAUAUCAAAACUGACAUUAACGAUAACAUUCAACGGUCAGUGAGAGGAGUGUGUCUGUAACGUCAUGGUGUUUGCGUUUUGAUCGUUAGGUUGAAGAAGAGCCCGAGUCACGUGGUGGACGUCGCCGAACGUGGGAUGACGAGCACGUGCUCAAGAGGCAGUUCUCGGCGCUAGUGCCUGCGUUUGAUCCGAGACCAGGACGAACCAACAUUGCGCAAACUCAGGAUAUUGUGAUUCCUACACCAGGUAGUGUUCAGGCUGAAAGUUUGAAAUGCCCUUUUUAGACCAUCACUAAAACGUAACAGCGCCAUUUUUAGUUGAGUGCCGAAAGGAAUCGUGGAUUGUGUUGAUUUAGCUUCGCUUUGUUCUCUGAUUGGCUCCCAAAGCUUGCGCCACUCUCUUGUCGAACUAAACUUAAAACUAAAAUCAAUUGCGUCUAGUUCAAGGGAUCAAAAACAUGGAGGGAAAUUCAAUCGUGUCAAUAUCUUCAACAGGUUCUCAAGAAAGUAGUUCAACAGAGAUGACACCUCCAACAGUAGAACCUCGCCUUUUCUUGACUCUCAAGGGACCUGCUUCGUUAACGGUAAAGGUCUUUGUUUUGUUUUCAUUGCAAACCAUUCUUCAACUAGUUAUUGUUGGAGCCUAUUCAAGAUACUGAGUUUUGUCAUUAGACGUGGCACUUUUUUUCUAGCUUAAACAGUUAUGUUGUUUAUAAAUAGUUUUUUAUUUCUAGUAGCUUGACGUAAACGGCCCGCAAACUGAAAGCAGUGAACACAAAAUAUGCAUGAAGAUGGAAGCUUUUGUCCUAGCUUUCCGUAUGUCUGUGCCUCGAAACCAGUCGAUAAUUCUGUGAAAAGCCUCGCCUUUAUCAGCUUAUUUUACGUCAAUCAAUUCUCAAAUUUAGGCUUCCAAGCAUUCAUUGUUAUGAUCAACAAAUCCACCAAUCACAGCUGUUGAAAACCAAGCUAUCACAGCACAGCAUGCAACCGUGCUGUAUGUAACAAGGUAAUACCUACCAGACGCAACCUUAAGAAGAACCGCAACAUGCAGUAGAGACGUCUCGCUCUACAUCCAGCCAAACCAUUUUGCGAGACAAACAAUGAUACUUCUUGAUAUUGAGUUUGUUGUUGUCUUUUUUCUUUUUCAAGCUUCCUGAGGUGGAAAUUCGUUUAGAUGACCCUAAGGCCACCAUUUUCUCUUAUGUGCAAAAGGUCGCACUGGCUACUGGGAUAUCUAAAAAUGAGCGAAUGCGGAGAGUCUGGGAACCAACUUACACGUAAGUGUUAUCAGAGACAUGUAGUGUAGGUAUAUAAAGGCAAAAAGUGAGGCACACUAAGGUCGGCUACUUGCUGGAGUUUGUUUUUGCGUGCAUGUAACCUCGUACAAGUUAAUUUUAUCUGUUUAUUUAUCUAUUUAUUUAUCUAUUUAUGCAUAUAUAUAUAUAUUUUUUUUUUUCAUCUAGCGUCGUCUAUCGUGAAGUACACAGCCCUGACCAAGAAGAAAACCCAAGAGAAACCAAAGAAGAGACCGAAACUACGGUAGGAUUUAAUGUUGAUAUGCUGUCACAAGACCACCAGGUAAACAGUGGCAGGAUCUGUCGAUCAAGUGGAGUAAAAAGCCAACUGUGAAAGCAAUUAACGGAAGCUCUGUCGUAAUAAUCGACUAACCGGCUGACCGACAGGCAGACAGACUGACAGAGUCACUGGCCGACUGACUGACAGUCUGACAGAGUGACUGAACGGCUGACUGAUAAACUGACUCAGUGACGCACCAGCCGACUAACUGAUUGAUUGUCAUACUGCCUCUGGCUGACUGAUUUUCUCUCGAUUACUUACUGACUCGGAGAAACCAAACUGACCCGUUACUGACUAUUUCGUUGAUUAAAUCAUCGACUGAAUCGUAGAUUAUUUAAUUGAUUUAGUUUUGAUUGACACAUAGGUUCACUGGACGACAUCAUAUGUAGAGCGCUAUUUGGGCACUGAUGAGCUCCCUAAGUCUGAGGUAAUCUCGUUCCUUCAAAGAAAUGCUGACGCAGCAUUCCUAAGAAAAUGGAAGUUAACAGGCGUACCUAAGAGCAUAAGGAAGAACAGGAACUGUUCUCAACUCGUGGCAGCCUACAAGGUAUGACACUUGAAGACUUCCUGGGGUGAAGGCAAAAAUAAACCAAAUCUUAUUUGCAUUGUCCUCGACCUUCAGUUUAUGAGCCAUGAAAUCGUGAACAGUUUGAAUGCAAGCAAACUGACACGUGGACAUAGGUCUGUUUCAGGAACAAAAAUUUUCGCAAAAUCUCCAUGUCACUUCAACUUGUAUACGUAACCCUGGCGUCCACGCCUUUAAGAUCAAUUUUCCACGAUGGUUGUUGAUAGUAGUGAUGGAUUUACUUGUACAAAGCAGUUUCGCCUUGAUUCAAAGGAAAAAAAUUAUUACUAUGAUUUAAUGUAUAACUUUUUUGGAUCUAUUGAGACUGACUCUGUGCGUAACGAAUUCUGAUUUUUUUCUUUUUAGGGGAAGGGGGUUGUUAGGAAAAUUUCUCCUCAUCCGUUGCUCUUUUAUUUCCUGUCAGGAAUUUUGCAACAAUUUAGACUCGUCCCCACCUAGCUCUCCUCCAUUUGAGAAACCGGUAUUAAAACAGGAGGUAGAACAGGAAGUGAAACAAGACAAAACAUCCACGGAGCCUGCCCCUGUUGACGACAUCUCCGCAGUUGAAGAUAUUCUACAGCUUCUGAAAGUCUUAAAUAGUAUAUCUACAAGUUCUGCGCAUGACUUUGGAGAAGAUGGUGAGACCAAAUACUUUCAAUUAGUGUUUUUAUCUGUUUACCAAGCAUGUGUGAUUGGUCAAUUUAGCGGGCGGUGCUCUAUUGCGCGGCUCUCUAGAAUUCACGCUGAUAUUUUUCCUCUCGAAAUUCUCAUAUUGCUUGCCGCUUAUUUUUAAAAUCUUUUGGUUUCUUUAAAUUGUAUGCUAACAGCUGAAGAAGCAUAUUAAAGUUCACAUGGCAACCAGGUGGACAAUCAGACAUGGUUUGAUGCUACUCUGGUUUGCAGAUUUAAUGAAUGUAACCGAAGAAGUUACAAUUCAUAGACCCAACGUUUCGACACUCCUGUCUAGUGCCUUCAUCAUCGUUUAGAUCACCCCUGAUGAAGGCACUAGACAGGGGUGUCGAAACGUUGGGUCUAUGAAUUGUAACUUCUUCGGUUACAUUCAUUAAAUCUGCAAACCAGAGUAGCAUCAAACCAUGUCUAGCUGAAGAAGCGUUUCGAAUUACCUUGGUUUGCUUUUGAUAUGCGCAGUCGCGUGAAGCCGUUCCUUGUGACUCACAAUCGUUUCCCAAACGCUUCAUACAUGCAUUAGAUAGUUAGUGAAAGUCUUUCUAUCUUUGCUUUCUCGCACUGUUCUCUCCUCGAUUUUUUCCUCUACGAAAAUGUCCGGUAGCUCACAGAAGUGCAAUUUUACAUUUUCUUGGCUAGCAUAACUGUUUUUUCUUUUUAUUAUUCUUUAGUCAUUGUAUCCUCCAUAAAACAAUAUUGAGACGUUACAUUUUUCUCCUCUCUUUUCAGGUAACGAGAAAUACGGGUUUAUCGUAGACAAUGAAGACUUCACAAGUAAAAAACUAACAACUAAACUUUUGCAACAAAUUCAGGUAAGAAGUGACGUAUGUCGAUAAAAUGCAACUGUGAAUGUAUAUUGCGUUCUUCCUUAAAAGGCCGUUACAUCUACACACUCGUAUAUGCUUUGGGAGAUAAGAAUGACUCUCAUAAUAGUCCUUAGCAAGUUUUAAGGAGGCUUCCAACCUCAGCAUGACCCCUCUCAACUAAACCUCGCCUCUGUGAGAUGCACCCCUCCCUUGUGAGAAGCACCCCUCCCUUGUGAGAAGCAUCCCUCCAUUAUAAGCCCCCUGUCUAUUAAGCGCCAGUUGAAGGUCCUGGAAAUUAACUAUUUCAUUCUCUACGAUUAUCAAAAAAAAAAUUAUCUUAACAAUAUCGAUACAUUUUCAAGCAGGAAGGUGAUGAGAUUAAAAGAAAGAAAGACAUCAAUUAAUUAAUGUUGCUUGGUAUGAUACCAAAUUCUCAAAGCUAAUUUUAUAGGAAAUGUAUGGCAGACAGUGCAGAGAAAUUGAUAUUUAUAUCUUGGGAGUGAAAGGGUGACUAAGACCAGAUGAGAACUUAUAAGAGAAUUUACAGUAUGUUAACUCUACAUUGCUUUCUUGUCUGCAGGACCCUUUAGUGUUAGCCAGUAAUGCCUUACCAACCUGGAGUGGAGUGUUGACAAGCACCUUUCCAUUCCUGUUUCCUUUUGAGACAAGACAGCUGUACUUUUCUUGUACGGCUUUCGGUAGCUCAAGGUAAGAAAGCCGCAAAGACAUCUUACAUGGGGGAAAAACGGCAGUUUCACAGCUUGCCCUUCAGGCGCGAAAUUUUUACGAAGCUCUAAAAACUCCAGUUGCCUAUCAGGCAAAUGAGGUUAGAAUAGCUCAGGGCUAUUGUUUAACACUAGUGACAAUGGUUGAGGUUGUUUCCCCUUUAGACAUCGGUUGACGUGAAUGUGUAACAUAUCUUCUCAGAGCAAUAGUAUGGCUGCAAAACAAACGAGACGUAGCGUUGGAAAGAAGUCGUCCACUGAGUCACAGGCGAGAAGAACAACACGAAUUCCGAGUGGGUCGAUUAAAGCACGAGCGUGUGAAGGUUCCUCGAGGAGAUGAGGUAAAUGUCCCUCGAAAUUUGCAGAAUGUUUUGAAAAAAGGAAUUACAAACGGAGUACGGGAUGCAGUGUGAUAUGUAAUAUGUGAUAUGUGAUACGUUUUAUGUGAUAUGUAAUAUGUUAUUUGUGAUUUGUUAAGCAAGUUUUGCUAUGUUCAAAAUAAACUUUUGAUGUUAGCAGGAGGAGACGCGGUGGCCUAACCGUUAACCCUUUGAACUCCAAGAGUGAUAAGCAUCAAAUUUCUCCUUACAAUAUCACCCCGAAUUACACAUUAGUAAACACAUUCUCCUUGUCAGCUCGUUAGGAAAUGUAUAGAGAACAGUAUUAAGAAUAUGCGUAUUGAUCACCAUUAUGUGUUGUGUUCUUGGGUAAUACACUUCACUCUCGUAGUGCCUCUCUCCGCCCAGGAGUAGAACUGGGCACUAGGGAACCUAACAAAAUGCUGAGAGAUAAUCUUUAAGAGACCCACGUUAUAGCUUUCCGGUUGUUCGUAAGUGCUCGAGCUUUCGCCUGAUUGGAAUAUAAGGUUCGGAAACCCUUCGGAAAUAUAGACAGACUGGCUGUAGCUCCACGACUGGGAGUAGUAAUGUCAUUUUUGUUUGCCUUUCAGUUGCUUGAUUGGGCAAUGGGUGUAUUGAAAUUCCAUGCAGAGCGAAAGUCUGUUUUGGAGGUUUGUGUCUGUCCCUCAUUUACUCUUGAAUUUUCCUGACUAACUGGUAAUAAUUAACAGUCAGAAAGAGGUUGAAAUGAAUGUUUUUUUUAUCGUAUCAGAGGUCUCUUGUGUGAUAGACAUGAUAGCUCAGUGAUAAGUGUGACUCAGCGUGCGAAGGUUUCAAAGGCGAACUCCUUACUCAUAGGGCGAAGCUUCAUUUGCUUCGUAUGCACAGUCGGAGUCGUUAACAGAAGCGCAGAACGAUACGAUCUGUUGAAAAUCAAACUGACAGAAUAGAGAGCAGACUGUAGAUGUUGCUCGCGGCUCUGUCUUGGAGAAAUGUUAGGGGAUAGCUUUCACCCGAUUAGCGUUCCUUCCGCUCAGGAUCAGUAGUAAGACCCUUAGUCUCCAAGCUAAGUGAUGGUAAAUGAACUGAAUUCAGCAGUUCAUUAGAACCUCGUCUGCUCUGUUAUCUCCAGGCUCAGCGCAUAUUACUUCGUCAAGAAGAAAAUGCAUUUUUUCUAUAUAUAGCACUGCUCUCUUUUAGGUGGAGUUUGAGGAUGAGGAGGGAACUGGGCUUGGGCCUUCACUCGAGUUUUACGCGCUUGUGGCGGCCGAGCUUCAACGAAAGAGCCUGGGUAUGUGGAUUUGCGAGGAUGCCAUCGUCGACGAGACUGCUAGAGAGGUUUGUACAAGGAAACUGUUUUUUUGGUCGUUUCUUUGUUUCUUUACUCUCUGUGCACACCACAUGAAGGAGUGAAUCACUAAAUCAUCUUUCCUAUUUCAGGUGGACAUCGGUCAUGGUAUUCGUCCCAGGGGCUAUUACGUGCAACGCGCCGGUGGCCUCUUUCCCGCGCCCCUUCCUCAGGAUGCCCCUGACACAGAAAGGGUAGCAAAGCUCUUUUACGUCCUAGGAAUUUUCUUGGCUAAAAGUUUGCAGGACAGUCGAUUAGUGGACAUUCCGCUGUCGCUAUCGUUUCUUAAACUGUUGGCUUGUAGUGCAUCACCGCCUAACGGCAAAACCACAUUGGCUUACAGUCGGAGCUCCUUACAAGUAAUCGAUGACGCGUCGUGCUCACUCGAGGAUCUAGUAGAGUGCUCGGACACGACUAACGAGCUCGAUCAACCUCAGCCAAGUGUAGAAGAGAACGAAAAUGCGAUCAAUAAAUUAGACUUGGAUUCCAUCAAGGAACGAGAGCUUAUUGAAGAGGAAGAAGAGCUGUCUAAGGAAGAGAACUCUGAAUUGAGAAAAACUAAAGAAAGCGUGGAAGAGAUGCCGUCCACACCUGUAAAGCAAUGUUGGUUUGAUAGUAUCUUGGAUGACAGCGAUAUGGAAGUGGUGGAUCCCCACAGAGCGACUUUCCUAAAACAACUGCAAGAAUUGGUUGCCAGGAAAAAUGACAUUCUUAAAGACAAUUUACUGACGGUUAACGAGAAGAGGGCAAAAAUAUCGGAGCUCAAGUUGAAAACAGCUCAUGGCGUUGAGUGCAGUGUUGACGAUCUGGGGUAGGUGGAAAAUUUCAUUUUGUCGAAACCUACUGAUAUAAAAAAUCUGCAAGGAGAAUGGAGACUAGAUCGUUGCUUGGAAACACUCUUCUAUCGUUUCAUUAUGUGGCACCCUAGAGUAAUCGAAUUCUAAUCACUCCUGAACGAAACUGUGGUGAAGAGUGUGGCUGGUGUUAAGAGAAACAAAUUCUCGCUCUGCCAAAAACCUAACGCUCGAAACGUCAGAUUCAGAGUGGAGAACCGGGAAAUAUUCUUCUGUGCUUGCACUCGAACGUAUACUAACUCGUGCUACAAUUAGUCGAUUCUCGUACUUCGAUUUGUUCAGUUGUUGCUUCUUCCCUAUUUUGUGUUUUUCUUAUUUAUAUUAUUUGUUCUCGGUUGUUAUUGUGAUGAUCGAUGAUAUAGUGAAGUACAUCAUUUAUUUCCUCAUUCCCAGGCUAACCUUCCAAUUCUCACCGUCCUCUAAAGUGUACGGGUUUAGCGAAGUUGACCUGGUACGGAAUGGUGGAGAUCAGGUAUGUGUCGAGAAGGCUGGUGACGAAAUCAAAAACGUUGGAUCGUUUAGCCCUUAACACCCUAAUUUCACUUUGCACAUUCUCCAUACUGUUCUCUAUACAUUUUCCUAAUGUGCUGAUAAGGAGAAUUUGUUUAACAAUCAAAAGCUUCUUCAGUUGGUGAUCAUUUUGUUAUUCUCGUGACCUUCAUGUUUGAUUCAAAGGGUAAACUGUAGGGAGAAAUGAGAUGUUAGUCACUGUUAAGGGUCAUAGGGAUAAGCACGUUUCUUGGCAUUGCAUUUCGAUGAAUCCCCACGUAUUAUCUAGAUCAAACGUUUUCACUCAACAUUUUGCUUCACGAGCAAAUGUUUGAUCUGUUCAUUCCGUUUCGUGUGCAGCUAACAUGAUGUUGAAUGAAAACGUUGGAUCCUUUAGCCAGGGCGAAACGAGCUAGUUCAGGGGAGAGGUAGUAUUGGCUGCUCCCUAAGAAUUACUGAACAAAAUGUGAAUCUUCAGUUGUUUUACUCGUUGUUAUGGCAAAUUUAUUUGACGGUUGAUAUUUGAGGUGCAUUUUAAAUCACGGGAAUUUUUAAUUAAGCUAAAUAUUUGACUUAAGUCUUUUUCUUAUGUGAUUUAAACAAAUGUUUUUCGCUCGGUGAGUGUAACAGUCGAAGCGCACGGAAUAAAGUUUCUAGGUUGUACAACGUCAUAAAAAUCAAUAGUAUCCUCAUCUUUUCACAGUAAGGUUUUGGUUCUCUAACAGCAUCAUUUGCUGUUAAAUAUAUUUAGCAUUUCUGGAACUUCUCGUUUCGUCCUAAAUCAUUUUUGCUUCUUCCCUCUCCUCACCUCCCUUGAGUCGCCGAGUGUAAGGUGGCUCUUGCCUUUUAUUCGCACAUCACAGCAGGUUCGACUUAUUCUGUAACUUAACUUUUCCUCUUCUUUGCCUGUUCAUCAUGAUUGCCUCUCAAUAACUGUAACUUAGAUUUUCGUUAUAAUAAUUUGUAACAGAUGUUAACAACAGAAAAUGCUGAGGAAUACAUAAAGCUUGUCAAGGAAUUCUGUUUAUACACUGGCGUGCAACUUCAGUUGGACUCAUUUAGAGGUAAUAUUUUUGUUCACGAAUUGUAGAAAUAACCAUGAGGUUUUCAUGUCGUGAAAGGAUAUUUCACGAAAAAAUAUGAGAGAAGAUUGUUGAGAGCACUUUUCGAUUGAGUGUCGUAAAAGCAAAACUGAUGUAAUAACAACAGCCAAUCAGAAGAAGGGAAAAUACCCUGAAGAGCCAAUGAGAAAUCAAAGAAAAAACAGUCACACCGCCUCAAGCGCGGGAAACGCAGGCGAUCAAUUCGUGAUUUUUGUAAAUUUUACAUAUGACUGGUUGAGAGAGUGGUAUGAGUUUUCUGGACCAAUCACAGAGCGAAGUGGAGCAAAAGCAGAGUAAUCUCGAAUUUCUUUCGACACUCAAUUGAAAAUUGCUGUAGUUGUUUGGGAUGAUUGUUACGAGUUAUUUAGAUAUAGUAUUGGGUUGUUUUUCUUAAAGUUAUUGUACAGUAUCUUGGUGUUUCGAUUGCUGCUGCAAGCUAGCAAUCGCUGGUCUCUGCAAAAGUGAACAUGAAAUACCACGAGUGGCAAAAGUAGUGGCGGAACGUACUUUUCAGAGAUGAAAUGGUUUGAUCUGAGGUUGUAAAAGUUGAUAAAAUAAAACAGCAACAAAUUAACAGGACAGGUAAGAAAACCAGUAAUUCCUUCAUUUGAUAAGCGUUACCAUCAACCUUCGUUUUGCAGAUGGGUUCAACUCCGUGUUUCCAAUCGAGAAACUUAGUCCAUUCACUCCAGACGAGCUACAGCUAAUGUUGAGUGGAGAACAGGUUCCACAAUGGACCAGGGAAGACAUAAUGAACUACACCGAGCCCAAGUUUGGAUACACACGGGAAGCGCCUGGCUUUCAGAGAUUUGUGAAUGUGCUGGUUAACAUGACUGGCGACGAGAGAAAAGUAAGAAAAUAGUUCAUGCUUGUGUGUAGCGUCUUUGCAUGAAUGGUAGUGUAUUUGUCGUCGUUGGUUCGUCAGAUCGCGUCUGUUAGAGGCGCGGUGGCAUAGUAAUUAGCGCGUUGGACCGUGAAGUAAGAGGUCUGGGUUCGAGUCUGGCCGAUGCGAUGAACGUGUGCGGAUUGCGUUCAAAACGAGUGCUAUACUACUUGAGGUUAAUGCUUAUGUAGCCGUAUCAGCCUUUCUAUUAUUUCUAUUUUAUCUUAAACCUCUACAAUUUUUUUUUCCCAUCAGGCGUUCCUCCAGUUCACCACAGGUUGUUCGUCCCUGCCUCCAGGCGGUCUCGCCAAUCUUCAUCCUCGCCUCACUGUUGUGAGAAAGGAGAGUGAAGGAGAUGGCUCUUUCCCGUCUGUUAAUACGUGCGUACAUUACCUUAAACUUCCGGAAUACUCUUCGGAAGAGGCCAUGCGAGAGAAGCUCCUGGCAGCCACAAGAGAGAAGGGAUUCCACUUAAAUUAGGCCAGUUCGAGUCGACUCUUCCAAAAACAUGUCACUGUAAUGAUUCGCGUGACAUCAUUAGAGAAGCCUUGCUUGCGGUUUCCGUCCUUUUGCCAUGAAUUUAUUGUUUGUGUUUAUCUUUCAUUAGCUGUAGUAAUCUUAUGCGCCUUUCAAAAUAGUCGCGUGUAAUUGUGGAUCGCUUAUUCCUAUAUCGUGCCUUGUAAAUGUUUACCUUAACGGAAAUUGUUGAUUGGAAGGCGCUCUUUCUGUUUUUCUGUCAAAGCUGCUCAUUGUGAACCGAGGCAACAAAGUUCAACAGAAUUAAGGCUGUUUCAGUCAUUUUACGGUGACUGAUCACAUUCGGGAAGGGGCGGAAGGCAAAUAUUUCAGCUGUAUCAUGAUGCAGUGGGGAAGUUCACUCGUUUGUUUCAACUGUUUACCAAACUUACAACAAUGUUGAUUGUUAAAUCUCUAGGUAGACAUUUUCUUUAAAAAAUAUGUUGUUGCUCUAUAAAUAGGUAAAUGCGUAAUUUAAAUUAAAAGAAUUGUCAAGCGAUUUCAUUUGAUUUGUCUGGUUUCUCAGUGUGCUACUUUAAUUUAGCUAAUUCAAGGAGAGUAGUUGAAGAAAAGGAAAAUAUCCAAACUCUAAAACGCAAAAGUUUGAUUUCGAUGUUGCAUCUGAUUGGCUGAGAGGCCGACGCGGUUGAUCUACACUAAUCAGGGAGCAGAUUUAAGCAAACCCGAUGGAAAGGACAAAGCCUGCAUUAUAUUCUGCCUUUUUCAGGGAAACAAACGCAAGCUUGCGCGAGGGGAGUGUUUUUGCACUUCUCUCCAUGGGUAAAUGUAAUAAAAUUACCCCUGUUCUUUAGCUACCUGGGAC
Molecule: messenger RNA, 24228 nt
Organism: Pocillopora meandrina
Lineage: Eukaryota; Metazoa; Cnidaria; Anthozoa; Scleractinia; Pocilloporidae
Source: the annotation of a GenBank genome assembly